This is a messenger RNA of Nicotiana attenuata, 2965 nucleotides long. RefSeq lists its product as uncharacterized. The transcript is spliced from 7 exons. NCBI's taxonomy places the organism in Eukaryota, Viridiplantae, Streptophyta, Magnoliopsida, Solanales, Solanaceae. Bases 450 to 2216 code for a protein of 588 amino acids. The record is from RefSeq and is a predicted model, not a curated record.
ACUGUUUCCUCUUUCUUCUUUUUCUUUUUCUGACACCUCUCUCUCUCUCACUCACUCACUCACACACACACAGAGAGAGUCAGAGAGAGACUGAUAGGCACGCGCGUACAAGCACAAGGCAAGGACAAAUAGAGCAUUUGGAUUGUGAUUCUACUGCAGACGACUAAGCAUAUAAUGGGCUAAUUCAAUUGAGGCAAACUAUUUUUCUUGGAUGAGUGUGGAGGUGGAGGGGUGGACUUGUUCUUCAAGUCUUUAGGGCAUCAAAAUAUCUUUUUUUCUGGGGAUUUUUCAGGAACUCACUCCAUUGUUGCUGAUAGGUGCAGUUUAUUGAUUGCUUUGAUUUGUACAGUGUUAUAAGGUGCCUCGGUAUGGAUUUGGUUGAAUCUUAGGGGGAGCUUUUGCAGCUAAGCAGAUGUUUUAAUGAAUUAUCAGACAGGAAAGUUAAAACGAUGGAUAGACUGGAUUUGAGAUUCAAUCACUCUGGAUCCGAGAAAUCAGAGGAGUCAGCCCUGGAUUUGGAGAGGAACUGUUGUAACCAUAUAAACCUGCCUUUGUCAAGUUCACCACCACUGCAAGCCUUUGCAUCAGGUUGUCAGCUCUCUGAGAGCAAUGCUGCCUACUUCUCAUGGCCUAGCCACUUGGAUGCAGCUGAGAACCGCGCCAAUUACUUUGGUAACCUUCAGAAGGGGGUUCUACCUGAAACCCUGGGGCGGCUUCCCACGGGACAGCAAGCCACGACAUUGCUUGAAGUUAUGACCAUUAGGGCAUUCCAUAGCAAAAACUUGCGCCGCUUUAGUCUUGGUACAGCAAUCGGAUUUCGUAUCCGGCGAGGUGCUUUGACAGACAUACCAGCUAUUCUUGUCUUUGUUGCCAGAAAAGUUCACAGGCAAUGGCUCAGUCUUGUCCAAUGUCUACCAGCUUUUCUCGAGGGACCUGGUGGUGUUUGGUGUGAUGUUGAUGUUGUGGAGUUCUCAUACUUUGGUGCACCGGCAGCAACUCCAAAGGAACAGCUAUAUACUGAACUUGUUGAUGGUUUGCGGGGAAGUGAUCCAUGCAUUGGUUCUGGUUCCCAGGUUGCUAGUCAGGAAACAUAUGGAACCUUGGGCGCAAUUGUUAAAAGUCGGACUGGAAACAGGCAGGUCGGUUUCCUUACUAAUCGUCAUGUUGCAGUUGACUUGGAUUUUCCAAGUCAGAAAAUGUUUCAUCCCCUGCCACCUAGCCUGGGGCCUGGGGUGUAUUUAGGUGCUGUGGAGAGGGCUACAUCCUUCAUUACUGAUGAUCUUUGGUAUGACAUAUUUGCUGGUACAAACCCAGAAACAUUUGUUCGAGCUGAUGGAGCAUUUAUUCCAUUUGCAGAAGAUUUCGACAUGUUGAAUGUAACGACAUCUGUGAAAGGAAUAGGAGAGAUAGGUGAUGUCAAUAAAAUAGACCUACAAUCUCCUGUUUGUAGCGUCAUUGGUAGGCAAGUGGUGAAAGUUGGAAGGAGCUCCGGUCUAACCACUGGGAACAUUAUGGCCUAUGCCCUGGAGUAUAAUGAUGAAAAAGGAAUUUGUUUCUUUACAGAUUUUCUAGUUGUUGGUGAGAACCAGCAGACUUUUGAUCUUGAAGGUGACAGUGGUAGCCUCAUUCUCUUGACUAGUCCAAAUGGGGAGAAGCCACGACCUAUUGGAAUAAUUUGGGGUGGGACUGCCAAUCGAGGUCGUUUAAAAUUGAAAGUUGGCCAACCUCCUGAGAAUUGGACUAGUGGGGUUGACUUGGGCCGUCUCCUUGAUCUUCUUGAACUCGAUCUCAUUACAUCCAAUGAGAGUCUUCAAGUUGCACUGCAAGAGCAAAGAAAUGCAUCAGCUGCGGGUAUUGGCUCUGCGGUUGGAGAGUCGUCACCAGCGGAGCGGAUACAAUUGAAAGAUAAUACUGAAGAGAUCUUUGAGCCAAUUAAUUUAAACAUCCGACAAGAUCCUGUUGAUGAUGAGUCCGACCAAGGAAUAACUCCACUACUUGGGCAUCAAGAGUUUCACAUUCGGGGUGGGAAUAAAGUAACUCCUAGAGUUGAGCAUCAGUUUAUCCCAGGUGUCUCGGGUACUUCACUAGUAUGCCAGAAGAUUCAACCUGGCAAUGGGGAAUUGAAAAGACUCUCGGUGAUAGGUGGGUCGGAUGAAGCGAUGUAUGUUUCUUUGCAGUUAGGGGAGCGUGAACAAAAGAGAAGGAAACAGUCUUGAGGUUCAGUUCGCCAUAUGAGCAGCCAAAAUAAAGGUGAAUCGCCUCAUUUUAUAUGCUUCAUUUGUCUUGGGGAGGCUCAGUUGCAAGUAUAUAUCGGUAGUGCCCACGCACUGAAUUGUGCGUACUUCGAAGUUUUUGAGCUCCUAGGAGAAAUUUAAGCCUCCCACCGAUAUGAGUAUUAUUCUUUUUCACUUUUAAUUCAUGAAGCUACAUCUAUAGGUUAGAUAUUAAGCUGUACAAUAUGUAAGAAAUGUGUUUAGAAGAGAACUGCAUCUGUUUUGUAUCUGGUUGUAUCAUUUCUGUGAAGCUGUCAUACAAAAUCUAUGAAGUGGAGGAAGCCCCAGAACUGUUCUAUGAUGAACUGCAUCGUAGUUUAGCCAUUUGUAUCCAUCUCUUUGCUCACAAUGAAAGAUCAGAGAAUGUGCAACUUUCCAGGGAACUAUUACAAAAAGGUAUUUUGAGUAGCUGCAAUUAUUCAGCAUGUAUAUGAAUCUCUGCUUCUCUAUUCCACAAAAGUAGUAUGAGUUUUGAGUUCAUUCGCGAAAGGCCCUUGUUCGUGUCGGUUUGGAUUGUUCACCAAAUUCAUGUUUAAAACUGUUCUUUAAAGGUCAUUAUUUUGAUUAGCAUAGCAACUUUCAGUGGCUUCAUUGCUGUGGUACAGAGGAAAAUGCCCUUGUAAAAUGUUUGCACUGUUAAGUUUGUAAGUGAAAUAUUUUCUAUAUUUUUUUAAUUGAAAUCAUUAGUAGUA